Molecule: messenger RNA, 2650 nt
Organism: Lethenteron reissneri (Far Eastern brook lamprey)
Lineage: Eukaryota; Metazoa; Chordata; Hyperoartia; Petromyzontiformes; Petromyzontidae
Product: oocyte zinc finger protein XlCOF6-like
Source: RefSeq, a predicted model, not a curated record
GAGACAGAGACACGGGGAGAGAGACAGAGACACGGGGAGAGACACAGAGACACGUUGAGAGAUAUACGGAGAGAGAGUCAAGAGACACGGGUAAAUACAGACACGGGCCGAGAGACACGUGGAGAGAGACGGAGACACGGGGAGAGACACAGGGAAGGAGAGAGACAGACUGAGACACGGGGAGAGACAGAGACACGGGGAGAGAAAAACUGAGACACGGGGAGAGACGGGAAGACAAACACAGACAACAACAACACCACCACCACGGGGUAGAUGGACACAAAUGCGGCAUUGCCGUACAUCAAACAAGAAAAUGAAGAGAAUCCAAAUCCAGUGUUGGGCGCCGACCCGACGGUGAAGUGUGAAGGUGCCAAUGCCGUUGCCAAGCGAGGACCUCGCGGGAGCCCGGGGAGCGGCGACAAGUUGGCCGUAAUGGUAAAAACCGAAGUGGAGGAAAAUGCUCCGGAUGCGAACAUCGCUGGAGGUGAAGGAGCUGGCGAGGUGGCAGAGCACGAGGCAGUGGAAUCCCGCGGGUAUCUGGCCGCGCCGGUCCAGAACUUCAUCGAGGUGGAGUUGUCAGAGGAGGACGCGGCAGAUGAAGCGAGAGAAACGGAACUCCUGUGCGACGAGUGCGGGAAGGGCAGAGGCUUCGAAAUAAUGAAGACAGACAAAGCGCAACGCAGCAGCAGCAUCGGCAAGACGCAGGGAACCUGCAAGCGGUGCGGGAAGCCGAUGGAAGGCGCUGUGCCGUGCACGGUGGCGGUCACCGCCGAUGAGAGGAAGCUCGCGUGCAAGGAGUGCGGGAAGGGCUUUGCAACGCGCUCCACUUUGAACGCGCAUUUCCGAAUACACACGGGCGAGUGGCCGCACGUGUGCACGGAGUGCGGCAAGGGCUUUGCGACGCGCUCCAGCCUGGAGACGCACACGAGGACGCACACGGGCGAGCGUCCCCACGUGUGCGCUGAGUGCGGCAAGGCGUUCGCGCAGCGCUACCACCUGGAGGCACACUCGGUGUCGCACACCGGCGAGAAGCCGCACGUGUGCGAGGAGUGCGGCAAGGGGUUCACUCGCUUCUACGACUUAAAGGUCCACUUCAGGACGCACACGGGCGAGAAGCCACAUGCGUGCAAGGAGUGCGGCAGGGGAUUCGCGCACCGCUCCAGCCUGGAGGCGCACGCCGUGUCGCACACGGGCGAGUGGCCGCACGUCUGCGGGGAGUGUGGGAAGGGCUUCGCGCAGCGCUACAACCUGGAGAAGCACGCCAAGACGCACACUGGCGAGCGGCCGCACGCCUGCGUCGAGUGCGGCAAGGCGUUCGCGCACCGCUCCGACCUGGAGAGGCACAGGAGGACACACACGGGCGAGAAGCCGCAUGCGUGCGCCGAGUGUGGCAAGCGCUUCGCGAGGCGCUCCCACCUGGAGGUGCACUCCAUAUCGCACACGGGCGAGUGGCCGCACGCGUGCGGCGAGUGCGGCAAGGGCUUCGCACACCGCUCCGACCUAGAGGUGCACGCGAGGACACAUACGGGUGAGAGGCCGCAUUCGUGCGCCGAGUGCGGCCGGGGCUUCGCCCGGCGCUCCCACCUGGAGGCGCACUCAGCGUCGCACGCGGGCGAGUGGCCGCACGUGUGCGGCGAGUGUGGCAAGGGCUUCGAGCACCGCUUUUCUUUGGAGAAGCACGCGAGGACGCACACGGGCGAGAAGCCGCACGUGUGCGCUGAGUGCGGCAAGGGCUUUUCACAGAGCGGCCACUUGAAGCGACAUUCUAGGACGCACGCUGCUGAGUGGAAAUCUUGAAUCGAAGCAUUUUUUUUACUUCCCCUUUUCCCUCCCCCAUUUGGCUUCGAGCGAUGUUUUUUUUUUCGUUUUGGCUAAAUACGCUCGCCCAUCGUAUAUAUAGUUGCCGUAGUGUGAUGUUGUAUUAGGGAUAUAACAAAUAAACUGAAAAAAAUGUCACAUUUCUACGCAUAAAUGUACGUACAGGAAAAACGUUGCCCGAACCCGGGCUAUAUAGAAUGCGUGGUUCGGCUCUGCACGGUUUUACCUCAUGAGGUCUCUUUUCCGGGAUACAGGAGGCGAUGUUUCGGCUGCUAAGGUUCUUGUCUCCGUGUUGGAAAGUAGUGCUGUGAGAAUGCCAGCAUCCGUUGGAAGUUGUGAAUGAACCGACCGUCCUUCACGAGCCUCCUCCAUAGCGGCCGAUCUUGACACUGCUGUUACCUGUCAUCGGCAAGUCCACUCAGCUCCACUUCCUCCCCUGUCACAUCAGCUCCAUCUCUUCUCCAGCCCUUGCCACUCAACCACUCACUCACCCACUCACUCAUCCAUCACCUCCAUCUCUUCUCCAGCCCAUGUCGUGCCCAUUUAGCCCCCUUUAUCUGGCCAAACAGAAGCUGCUUGGACAUGCGGUGGGUGACUGGGCAUGCGGGCUACGUGACCCAGCCAACACAGCCUCGCCUACCGGAGGGGCUUACUGACUGGAAUGUGUCCAGAUCUUUCAAGGCUUUGUGAGAGAUGCUAACACACAGAGAUGUGCCUACCGCACCUCCGAUGAGCCACGUUUGGCUACGUACAGUGCGAAAGAAGUUCAACAUGCAUACGAACACACACACAGUUACAAUUUUCUGUACUGUGGGCGUGACUCAGCAAGUGG